Molecule: messenger RNA, 1743 nt
Organism: Phasianus colchicus (ring-necked pheasant)
Lineage: Eukaryota; Metazoa; Chordata; Aves; Galliformes; Phasianidae
Source: RefSeq, a predicted model, not a curated record
CCGCUCUCACGUACUCUGAAGCAAAAGCGAGAGAGCAACAGCUGGACUGAAGCCACGGGACUUAAACUCCGCUUCCUCAUUGCCAGCAGGCUUUGUUCUUUGGAAUCACUCAGAACUGGGGAGAACGUCUUCACUGCUGACUGCGAGUGGCUGGAAUUUUUGGCAACUCAGCUCUCUAUUAAUUUUUUCUGUGCUCUUCUGCAAGCUAGGCUGAAUUUAGAGCAGCAAAGCAAAGAGCCGGGAGUAGUCAAGAAAUAAAGAAUCCAGAGACGAUCAGCCAUCACCUUCUUUGUGGGGGUAGGGGUCCCUCUGUUCCACCACGAUGGUUCUGUGAAGGAAAAGAACUCCAGAACUCCCCUGACAUUCAAAUCCAUUCUGGAAGUGGAGGACUUCAUUCACUAAUUAUAGCAGAAGCCUUUGAAGACGAUACAGGACGCUAUAGUUGUCUGGCUUCAAAUUCCCUCGGUUCAGAUAGUACCUCAGCUGAAAUAUUCAUUGAAGGUGCCAGUUCCACAGAUUCAGAGAGUGAAAGUUUAAUUUUCAAAUCAAAAUCUGGAGCUAUGCCACAGGCCCAAAAGAAAACCACCUCUGUUUCCCUGACAAUAGGACCCUCUUCACCAAAGUCUGGAGUCACCACAGCUGUAAUUCAGCCCAUCUCUGUGCCCAGUCAGCAGGUCCAAAGCCCUACUUCAUACCUGCACCAUCUGGAUGGAUCUAAGCCUACCAAUUCCGCACUCAUUUUCACUAAGGAACUACAAAACUCCACAGCAUCUGAGGGGCAAGUAGUGGUAUUGGAAUGCAGGGUGAGAGGACCCCCUCCCAUUCAUGUUAAGUGGUUUCGACAGGGCAUUGAAAUUCAAGAUUCUCCAGACUUCAGAAUUCUCCAAAAAAAGCCACGAUCUGCAACUGAACCUGAAGAGAUAUGUACUCUCGUGAUUGCAGAAACUUUUCCUGAAGAUUCAGGACUUUUCACGUGCACAGCAACAAAUGAAUAUGGUUCAGUAACAAGCAGUGCACAACUAACUGUCUGCUCAGCCAACUCAGAAAACUCUACUCAUGAGUCACUGACAAGAAAAUCCAACAGUGAUGAUUUCCACCAUUUCUCACCGCUUCCUCCAGCUGAAUUCAGCUCUCUUGAGCUUUCUCCUAAGAAACACAUAGAGACCCACCAAACAAAUAACACUGAAUUGAGAUCUGGAGUGACAGCCCUUCAAUUAGAUCUCAGUUCAUCUGGGGAAAAAACAAAUGGGAUCCACCCCAUUCAUGGAGUAAAUGGAAUGAUUAACAGCAAGCCAAAUGGGGAUAAACCCAUCUCAUCUCCAGCUGUCUUGCUUUCACCUGCUAAGGAGCCACCACCUGUGCUUGCCAAACCAAAGCUGUGAGUAUUUGGCUUUGCUUUCUUUUCCUAUAAACUUGUUAUCCGUUGAAAGUAAAUUUUUGCCAGGAGUAAAUUAGUGUUAGGCAAAUAGUGGAAAAUGACUAAACCUUUUUCUUUAAUAAUCUCCUUAUUACUUCUUAUUGCUGUAACUUAUGUCCCAAAGAUCCAAGUAUAUAGUUUUUUUCAUAGCACUACAUGAAAGGGAAGUGCACUGUUGUGUACACCAAGUUCCAUAUGAAGUCUCUAAAACAGCAGUAAGUAUUGGUGUCUGUUGUUCUGCUCCUUUUCCCUAGUCACUGAGCCCAGAUCUCAUAGUGGCCUGAGAUUCUUGUAUGUUGUUCUUUUUUCAACGCUGUUUAGCCAUG